Molecule: messenger RNA, 1804 nt
Organism: Diospyros lotus (date-plum)
Lineage: Eukaryota; Viridiplantae; Streptophyta; Magnoliopsida; Ericales; Ebenaceae
Product: CEN-like protein 2
Exons: 4
Coding region: 947-1465 (172 amino acids)
Biological process (GO): vegetative to reproductive phase transition of meristem; negative regulation of flower development
Cellular component (GO): cytoplasm; nucleus
Source: RefSeq, a predicted model, not a curated record
CUACUGAAUGUGGUAUAUUUAUAUACCGCGAAAAGAUGACAUCAAGUCCAGGGCGGCAUAUAUAUAUAGAGAGAGAGAGAGAGAGAGAGAGAGAAGAAAACUAGAGGGGGCUUCUUCUAGUUAUGGAAACCCACCUUCUGGUGGCUGCUAAUUCUAGAAAUCUCUAAUGAAUCUCUUUACUUGAAAGACCUCUCAGCACCCAGGUCCAUUGUUUGUGCAUGUUAAUUUGGUGGAGUUCCUUUAUGCUGCCUGAAAGAAUCUCUGAAACCGAGCAGAUCGAUCAUCUUUAAUUCAACCCCUUUUCUAAUUGAUGUUUAAGAAGUAACUAAAAACAGUAACCAUUCAACAACGAACAGUAGGCAUUUCCUCAAAUGCAAAAGUUGGAUUCUUUCUUUUUCAGUUUGGGCAUGUUGAGGCAGAAGCCCCUGUGCUGGCCAGUGUGUUGUUUUCCCAUUUUGCUAGCUAGAAAGGAGCACAAGAUGACAAGUAGCUGGCUUGGUUGGGACCACUGGCAGUAAUAUAUAACCAAUAAUGCUUCCCUUCUCCAUGGCCUGAACACUGAACAGUAGUCAGCUACCACGGGCCUGGUUUUCUGACUAGAAACUGGGAAUAGUUUGGGUGACAACCAAUCAAGAACCAAUUCCAGGGACCCCAGAAAGUUAGAGAAAGAUGCCGAGAAAGCUGAAAUGACAUCAUAGAAAAAUCUCUUCGAGAGAGAGAGAGAGAGAAUUCAGAAAAUAAAACUCUAGUAGGCUCUUUCUUGAUGUCCCAUGUUCAUGCUUCUAUAUUCCCAUUUACCUCUCAAGUCUAGCUACUAGUAGCAGUACUGUACCAAGAGAGCUUUGUAGCACUAUAUUUAGCGCACCUUCUCCUUCCCUGCAGCUCAACCCAGCAGAAGCCAUUUGAAUCUCUCCCUCUCUCUUUCUCUUUCUCUGUCUCUGUAUUAAUGGCAAGAAUCUCAGAUCCUCUCACUGUUGGGAGAGUGGUUGGAGAUGUCCUUGAUCCUUUCAUUCCAAGCAUAAGAAUGUCUGUCUGUUUUAACAACACGCCUGUUUUCAAUGGCCAUGAGCUCUUUCCUUCCCAAGUAACCUCCAAACCUAGGUUUGAAAUUCAUGGAGGUGACUUGAGAACUUUCUUCACACUGGUGAUGACAGACCCUGAUGUUCCUGGCCCUAGUGAUCCUUACUUAAGGGAGCACCUGCACUGGAUAGUAACAGACAUCCCAGGCACCACAGAUGCCUCAUUUGGACGGGAGGUGGUGAGCUAUGAAAUUCCGAGGCCAAACAUAGGGAUCCACAGGUUUGUGUUCGUUCUUUUCAAGCAGAAACGCCGACAAACAGUGAACCCACCUUCCUCAAGGGAUCAAUUCAGCACCCGAAGUUUCGCCGCCGAGAAUGAUUUCGGCCUUCCAGUCGCCGCAGUAUUCUUCAAUGCGCAGAGAGAAACCGCAGCCAGAAGACGCUAGCUGGGUUAGAUUAAAACCUAACUAGAUUGCAAGCUCCACAUUUGAGUUGCUAUAUAUAUUAUGCAGUAAUAAAUCAAGCUGUGCUUCAUGUAUGUGAUAUCGAUCUUAAGGGGUUAUUCAUAUGUAGAAAACUUGAUCGCCUGUAGCUACAAUAAUGGCGUCAAAGAAAGGGGAGCUCUCUUAGCUUUUCUCUCAGUUUUCCCUUUUUUUCUGUAAUAGAUGGUGGUGGUACAUGCUUUGCAUUAUGAAUCAGAUUUGUGACUGUCAUUUCUGCGUACAACUAAUGUAUGAUCUUAUUGAAUAUAUCAAGACGAUUUGUCUCAAAUUUUCAACAGCCUA